CCGCUCCUCCCGCUGCGGCGGAGCCGGGCCGCCCGCCCCGCAUCCCGGCCCGACCCAGCCCAGCCUCUCUGCUUCCCUCCGCCAUGGUGCGUUGGCUCGGGACUUCGCAUCCUCCCCGCUCAGCGCGCCGGCAUCCCUCAGCCGAGGGGCGUCGGUUACCGUGAGAGAGGCACCGCUCCCAGGGCCGGGCUAGCCCUGGCGCAGCAGGGGCGACGAGGCACACGCUGCUACCGCUGACCUGUUGAAAGAGCCGGGCUCGCUGGGGUUUCCUUUGUCUUGGUCUUUUUUUGGUUGUGGGGUUUUUUUUUUCCUUUCUAUUUUUUUUUGUCUUCUCGACGGGGGAAGUUUGCUCCCCGGACUGUGGCCCGGCUUCCUCCACACCCUUUCCUCCUCCUCUUCCUCCUUUUUUCCAGGAUCCGCCGCCUGCGGCCAGAAGUGAUUGCCCUCGUAACCCCCCAGCCCCGACCCCAGCCCGGCCGAGCCGCCGCCAGCGCCGGAGCUGGGGACGCCCCCUCCUCCCGCAGGAGCUCCCCGCGGGCUCCGGGCUCGCCCUUUCCCCGGCGCACCGCGGGCCGGCCGCGGCCGGGGCGGUGGGGCGGCCCCGGGCGGGCCGUAGCCCCUUGGCGGCGGGCUGCCGCGGAGGCUCCUGCCGCCGCGGGUGCCCGCGGGGGUGCCCCCGGGCUGCCGGGCCGCCACCAUGUCGAAAGUGGCGGCGGAAAGUUGCGGGGCGGCGCCGGCCGAGGACUUGUCCAAGGUGUCGGACGAGGAGCUGCUCAAGUGGAGCAAGGAGGAGCUGAUCCGCAGCCUGCGCCGCGCCGAGGCCGAGAAGAUGAGCGCGAUGCUGGACCACAGCAACCUCAUCCGAGAGGUGAACCGCCGCCUCCAGCUCCACCUCGGCGAGAUCCGCGGCUUGAAGGAUAUCAACCAGAAGCUGCAAGAAGAUAACCAAGAACUGAGAGAUCUUUGCUGCUUUCUGGAUGACGACAGACAGAAGGGCAAGAAGGUGUCCCGUGAAUGGCAGAGACUGGGCAGAUACAGUGCUAGUGUUAUGCACAAAGAGGUUGCCUUAUACUUACAGAAGCUGAAAGAAUUGGAAGUGAGACAGGAAGAAGUGGUUAAGGAAAACCUGGAGCUGAAAGAAUUGUGUGUGUUGCUGGAUGAGGAGAAAAGUGGUGGAGCAGGCAGCCGGAGCUCUAUCGACAGCCAAAUCAGCCUGUGCCAGUUAACCGCGACGAGUACUUACAUAAGAGAUGUCGGUGAUGGGAGUAGUACUUCUAGCACGGGAAGUACAGACAGUCCAGACCAUCAUAAACAUCAUCCAAGUACUAGUCCAGAACAUCUUCAAAAAACUCGGGGCGAAGGAAGCCCUGAGCAUCACAAACAUAGGAAUAUCAGCCCAGAGCACCUGCAGAAGCCCAGGAGUUCUGGCAGUCCUGAUCAUCACCUGAAAGGACCAAGUCCAGAACAUCACAAAACCAUUGUCAAAGCACCUGAACAGCAAAAGCACAGCAGCAGCAGUCCAGAAACUAUCCCAAAGCACGUUUUGAGUAGUAGCCCUGAACACUUUCAAAAGCAGAGGCCUGGUAGUAGCCCUGAGCAUCAAAAGCACAGCAGUGGCAGCCCAGAUCAUCUUCCAAAGCACACACCGAGUGGAAGUACAGAACACCUCCACAAAGUGAGGGGUACGAGCCCUGAGCAUCUCAAACAACACUAUGGAGGGAGCCCAGAGCACCUCAAACAUCUCAGUGGAGGCAGCAGAGAAGGUACCCUCAGGAGACAAGUAACAGAUGACCUGUCACCUCACCACAGAAGUAUAUACAAUGGAAUGAAUGAACCAACCUUGUCCUAUGUUAGGCAGCUGGAGGCAAGAGUAAGACAGCUGGAGGAGGAAAAUCGCAUGCUGCCCCAGGAUCCCAUUAGGAUGCCAGGAGGGGCGGAGGGGAGUUACUGCUCUGCAAACGAGCCAGCUAGCGUCAGUGGACAUGGCUCAGCCUCUCAGCAGUCUGACUCAGUGGUAAAUGCUCUGAAGGUUGUGUGGAGGAAACUUGGAGAUGCUGCAGGGUCGUGCCCUGGAAUUAGACAACAUUUGUCAGGAAAUCAGUAUAAAGGACCUAUGUAAAAGGCCCUGAGCCAGUCCUCUCUCUGAAAGGAAAAAGUUUGAACUGCCGACGAGAGAGAAGGAACUGACUGUGUCCACAGCGACUUCCCAGCUGACAACAGGCUGUCUGUAUGCAGUACAAGAGACUUUGCUGGAAACGAGGAGAGAUUCUGCACAGAGGUCUUUCAGGGGAGCCAGGUUGUCAGUGUCCCCUGAAUACUGCUGUUUCAGUAUACUGGCUAGUGAAACGCUGCCGCCACAUCAUCACUUCAACACACCAUGUUUAGAAGCACUGAGGUAUUUCCAUCCUAACUAAAAGAUAAUUGAGAUUCUGCAGGAGUUACAUGAAAUAAGUUUUAUUUUGGUUAGUUACAGUGAAUCUCUAAUAAGUCUGAGUGAAUUUUCCACUGGAUUUAACAGAGGUUUUUCACCAGACUGGAGAGAGACAUUGAUAAACUGUGCCUUUGGUCUCUGCAGUUUUGAGAAAGUCUUUUCUUAGUAACUCACACUUCAGUCUGUAAAGUAUCAGUUAAUGGUGCUUAGGCAAUUUCCAGGUGAUUUUUUUGCUUUGGUAGAAUACCUGCCUUUGGAGGUGCUAAAAGACCAUAAAGUCUCCUAACCAGCCAGUAGUGUAGCAUAACUACAGUACUUGUAGUGAAACACAAUUUCUUUCUAAAUGAAAGUAAAGAUAGCUUUCUUUUCAAUUCACUUUGCACAUCUUCUGAAGACGUGUGUGGUGUUCGCAGCCCUUUAAUGAACAGAAUACUUAGGUGUCACUAUUACAGGUCUCAAAUCAAAAUUUCCAUCAGAGUUUUUUUCGGAAAGUAUUUUCCAAUUGUCAGGAUGCUAAUUUCUACUGUUUAAUUUAGAGACAUGCUGGUUUAUUUAACAAGAGUCUCUAAGGAUCUCAAAGAUUGCACUGCAUUAUAAAAAAGCUUUUCUUGCCACUGUAGCAUUCUUUCAAAGAAAAAGUUUUUAUUAUACUCAGAGCAUGUCUUUAUUAUGAGGCAAAAAGCUCUUGUUCAGAUUGCCUGAGAUUUGACCAGAUGGCGCCCUAGAUGUGCUUAGUUUAUUUUUAUCUAUGUGUAUGAUAAUAGUUGUGUGUAUUGAAUUGCAAUGAUAGGUAUUUUGUGUAUAUCUAAAAGCAAUGAUAGUUUCAUGUAUGAAUGUGCAACAGGCUUGUGACUGAAUGCUGUUGCUUAACUUUUUACCAUAGCUGAGCAUCAAAAAGACUAAUAAAAGUUAAAUAAAAAAAAGGAAUGCAACAAUUCCGGGGUUUCUGGUUUGUUCUUGGUUACUAAGAUUUGAGCCAAAGUCAGAACCUCUGUUUUCUCUGAGCUUGCAACAUGCUGUAUUCGUGGGCUAUUUGCAGUAGAAUGUAGCUCGGUUGCUGUACUAUUUUUUGUUAUAUAGGACUAUGAUGUAAAUCUGCUAACUGUCUUCAAAAAAAGUGUGUUAAUUUGCAGCAGUAAUUAUAUUAGUUUCUGUUGUUAUUUUUACUUGGUACCAUUCGAUGUAAGGCCUCUGAUCCAGCAUUGCUUUCUCGGGCAAAACUCCUGUUCACUCUGUCUCCUUGAGUUGGAAAUGCAGAAUCCAGCCUUCCAUUUUGAAACAUUGCACUCUUGCAUAAAUUCUUAUAUAUAAUCCAGCCCAAACAGUUGUCUGUUAUAUUUACAUGUUGUUUUCUCCCAUACAUAUUGUUUGCAUAGUUAAACUUCAAUUGUUGUAUUCCUAUAUAUCUAUAUAUAUGUAUGAAAAAAUGUAAAACAUGUACUUGUGCCUGCAGUAUGUAUGUGCAGGGGCUAACCUGAGGGACACUGGUCUUUUGACACUACACUUGUGUAAAUUUUGAUACUGUAUUAAAACUAUUUUUUUACAGUUCUGCAUACAAUUGGGUAUCAAGUAUCUGUGUUCAUCUUAGCAACAGUAAUAAAUUAUAGAAUCUCA
This is a messenger RNA of Aquila chrysaetos chrysaetos, 4045 nucleotides long. RefSeq names its product coiled-coil domain containing 85A (gene CCDC85A). Bases 698 to 2119 code for a protein of 473 amino acids. The record is from RefSeq and is a predicted model, not a curated record. The transcript has 5 exons. Lineage: Eukaryota; Metazoa; Chordata; Aves; Accipitriformes; Accipitridae.